AUGGCGAACCUCUUUCGAAACCUGUUCGGACACAAAAAGAGUCACAGUAAAGGAGAUGAUGAAAAUGGGAAUGAGCAAAUGAAUAUGGAACGCGACACAUCUCGCCGAUCAGUCCGUCCACCAUCGUCAACAUCCAAAUCAGCUCUAAAAGGAGCCCGUUUCCAAGACGACAGUAUGCUUCCAGCGACUGCCGCAUACCAUACACAAAAUAGUACACGAGUGAGACGAGGACCAAAGAGUUGUCCACCAGAAUACGUGGAUGAUGAGCCAGCAAGCAGUAGAUCAUUCAAUGUGGAUUCGUUCCGACGGGAAUCCAGAGAACAACGUCGUCGCAACAACAACAGUCAACAGAUGCUUCCAUCUUCUUCUUCUAUGGUGGCGUCAUCUUCUCAUCGAAACUAUCCAUCACAGAGGUGGGAGACGUCAGAGUAUGGAAGUGAGAACACAUCUCCAAUUGGUUACCAUCGUCACCAACAACACCAUCACCAUAGACGUCAUCUGGAGGAAGAAGACUAUGAAGAGGACGACGAGACAGAAGAAGAGGUGUAUAAGAAAUCAAUGAGAUAUCAAGAAUUGAAGAGAAAAAUCCGAGCUCAUUAUGAGGAGAGACUGUUCAAUUAUGAGAGAACGCAGAGAAAUGAUCAUCGACAGAUUAAGGAAUUGGAGAAAGAAAAGGAUGAUUUGGUAAAGAUGUUGCUCCAAUCAAAUGCCAAAUUAGAAAAAGAAAAGAAAAAGACUGAAUACUUUAAAAGAAAGUGGCAAGAGGCUGAACAACAAAUCAAGACGCAACCCAAUAAUUCGUUCUCUGCACAAUUUGGAUUUCCAAUGACUCCUCAAUUCCCACAAAUGUAUCAAUUCGCACCGAAUAAUGCAGGUGGCUCAUCUCAAAGAUACUCAUUUAUCGGAGCACCAAUGCAUCCAAUUUCAUCCUCAAACACUCCAACGACUUCUGGUAUGGAUACCACUGGUGGAGGUGCUGGAGAAUCUCUCGUUCAGGCUUCUGAUGUCAGCUACCUGGCUCCACUCACAGCUACUGUCUCAUCCGCUCUUCCAAAUCUCGAAAUGUCAUCUCCUGCGGGACCCAGUACUUCAAAUGCUGGAAUCACCCAUCAGACAUCAUCAAAUUUUUUCCCAGAAGAUGAUGACGAUCAAGAUGAGACGAAGAACUUCCGUGACGAAGACAUUGAAGCUCCACGCGGAUCAACGAACACUUUGAAGCAUGAAAGUAUUAUAGAUAGCACUCAUUUUUUAAAUGACACACAUUUGUUAACUCUGGAAGAUGCUCCCGAUUCUGGAUUCAGCACAACUCCGGAUGACGAAAAAAUCAAAACAGAGAAGAUUCCAGUGCAUUGA
This is a messenger RNA of Caenorhabditis briggsae, 1353 nucleotides long. The record is from RefSeq and is a predicted model, not a curated record. The transcript is spliced from 4 exons. Lineage: Eukaryota; Metazoa; Nematoda; Chromadorea; Rhabditida; Rhabditidae. Bases 1 to 1353 code for a protein of 450 amino acids.